AAGAAAAUUGAUAAAAAAAAAGAAGAAGAAAGAAACAGAGAAAAACUGAAAAUGAUAAGGGUGGUGGCAGUAGCACACUAGCACAGAUCAGUUGAGUGAGCUUUUCACUCUCCGGUACCGUCACUCUCUCUCUCAUAUACGAAGACGUUUGAAUUUUGUCAUCUCCACUUCUUCAAAAUCCAUAUUUUGCUUUUCUCUAAAGCGACACCGUUAUGGCUUCCAUCAAUCUUGUGCCCAACUUGUCCUUCAACCAUUUCCAGACAUCAUCAUACCUAGUAGGUGUUGGCAAUUUACAAUGUAGAGUUGUUUUCAACAAAUCAAGAAAGAAGUUUCCUUCAUAUAGUUGCAUAAGGUGUGAAAAGAAAGAUGAAGUAAACAAAGAUGAAGUAAACAAAGAUGAAGACAAAAAAGAUGAACAAAUUGAUUAUGUCACUGUUGAACGUCCACCUUAUUAUAGUUACAUGGAUUCAACCUCUGGUCAACUUGAACCUGCUUCUGGUGCUAGAGCAAGUAUUCCUGAAGUUGAGUUUUGGCCUGAAGGAACUGUUGAACAAGUUAGGUCUGCUAGGGCACCUGUUCCGACCGGAGAAUCGUUAGGGUCUCCGUCGUAUGGUAGUAAUCCUGGAAGUAGGAGGAAGAGUUAUAGAGCAUCUGGUUCUGGUUCUGGUUCUGGUUCUGGUUCUGGUUCUGGUUCUGGUUCUUUCGCUGAGGCUGAUGUUGAAUUGAGUGACCCUGGUCUUCCUGAGGUUAUGGUUGAACCUCAGGAAGAUUCUGAGGAGUUUUCGUCGGAUUAUGUUGUUUAUCAGUCUGAGUUUGAGGAGAAAGAAGAAGAGGUUGGGUACAAACUCGAUAAGAAACUUGGAGUUCCUCAUCCAUUUGUUGAUCCGAAAAUUAAAAAGCCGAUAGAGGGGACGCUUACGAGUGAUGAAAUGUGGUGGAAUUGGAGAAAGCCUGAGAAAGAACAAUGGUCUAGAUGGCAAAGAAGGAGGCCCGACGUUGAAACGGUUUUCUUGAAAGCCAUGGCAGAAACUGGACAAGUAAAGCUAUAUGGUGAACAACCAACAUUAACAGAAACUGCUCUUUACCGGGCCAGGCGCCAUCUUUAUAAGGAGGAAAGGCUUCAGGCUGAGCAAGAGAAACUGGAAAGGAUUGGUCCACUUGCAUACUAUUCAGAAUGGGUAAAGGCAUGGAAGAGAGACACAUCUCGUGAAGCUAUUCAGAAGCAUUUCGAAGAGACUGGAGAAGAUGAAACUACUCAACUAAUUGAAAUGUUUUCUUACCAAACUGAUCGAGAGUAUCGCAUAAUGAUGGGGACUGAUAUUCGCAUUCAGAGGGAUCCUUUAGCAAUGCGAAUGAGAGAGGAUCAGAUAAAGCAAAUAUGGGGUGGAGAUCCAGUUUACCCAACUGUGAACUAUAUUCAAGAUCCAGAUGAAGUGAUUGACUACAGGGGGCCAGAUUUUCAUGAACCGACACCAAAUAUGCUGCCUUUUCUGAAGGAGCAUGGAAAAAUCAUUUCAAGGGAGGAGCUAGAAAAGAUUCUGGAAAAGCAAAAGACUGAACAAGUAGAGGUGACAGACAUCGAUGAAGCUAUGGCUAAAGCAGUUGAUAUUGGCGAAAAUGAUGAUGAAGAAGAUAGUGAUAUCGAAGUUGAAGAGGUAGAGGCAGAUGAAGAAGAAGACGAAGAAAAGAUUAAUCGUAAUUGGAGUGUUUUGAAAACUACUCCGCAGCUUCGCAAAUCAAAAUCAAAGCCAAAACCAAAGAAAGAGGGUCCUAUGUCACUGGAGGAGGCUGUAGGUGAUUCUGAGAACCUGACUGAUUUCCUCUUGGAUUUUGAAGAUGAAUGACACGCCUUGUUUUGAAGCGUGUGUUCCAUGACAAGCAGUAUACUGCAGCAGUAGACAUACACGUAAUGUUGUAUACAAGAUGAAAAAGGUUAGAAUAUAAGUAUUCAAUGACGAAUGUUUUAAGCAUUUUUAGCCAGAGUUAAGUUCCCACUUGAGCUAUUCCACUGAAACAAUCCCUUAAGUACUUUUAUGACAACAAUUUUGAUACUUCUCUACCUUCAUAUGGAACUUAGAAGAUAAUUAACUAGGUAAAUAACAGUUCCAUUAUAGUAAAUGUGUUGGUCUAUAUUGUAAUUUUGGUGCAAACUAGACUCUAAUAUUGUUUGUGUCCUCAUUUAUUGCAAUUCUAGGACUUCAUGUAUUUGUAACUAUGUAAGUUGCAAACUCUCAUCUCGUUUGUGAAAGACGAUGAGCUCUUUUACUUGGAAAUAGAAAAUUUUAAUA
This is a messenger RNA of Cicer arietinum (chickpea), 2288 nucleotides long. Its product is annotated as protein PLASTID TRANSCRIPTIONALLY ACTIVE 12, chloroplastic. The record is from RefSeq and is a predicted model, not a curated record. Lineage: Eukaryota; Viridiplantae; Streptophyta; Magnoliopsida; Fabales; Fabaceae. Gene Ontology annotation, biological process: positive regulation of red or far-red light signaling pathway; response to light stimulus; plastid transcription. Gene Ontology annotation, cellular component: nucleus; chloroplast.